ACACUUUACUCCCGCGGAGAUUGGUUGUUGUGUUGUCUUACUGAGACACUACGAGAUGAGUUUGUUUGCACUCGUCGUGAUCGCGCUGGUGAUCGCGCUGGCAUGGCUCACGUGUAGAGGAAACGGCCGCUCGAAGCCUCCAUCAGUUCACGAGCAGUCUGGUCAUGGCUACUCCCCAGAAUCUUUAUCUCCUGAAAAAGAGGUGCACAGCGACAGGCAUUGCAGUGCGCAGCGGCAGAACAAGGGCCACGAUGCCUCGACGCGCGAGGUGAUACUGGAUCGCCUCAAGAAGAACGGCGCAAAGUGGGCCCUAGGUGGCGACGAGGGUGACUUGAAAUUUGUAAUUGAGCGACUUGGAAGAAGAAAAGUAUUGGAGUGACUGUGGAUACUUUCAUCAUUCCAUAUAAUAAAUAUCUCAGAAAAUCAAUGAU
This is a messenger RNA of Dermacentor andersoni, 431 nucleotides long. RefSeq lists its product as uncharacterized. Lineage: Eukaryota; Metazoa; Arthropoda; Arachnida; Ixodida; Ixodidae. The record is from RefSeq and is a predicted model, not a curated record.